This is a messenger RNA of Coturnix japonica (Japanese quail), 2219 nucleotides long. RefSeq names its product ras-related protein Rab-11A-like. Gene Ontology annotation, molecular function: GTP binding; GTPase activity. NCBI's taxonomy places the organism in Eukaryota, Metazoa, Chordata, Aves, Galliformes, Phasianidae. The record is from RefSeq and is a predicted model, not a curated record.
GCACCUGGGCGGUGACGGGCAGCACCGACAGCCAAUGAGAGAGAGCUGCGGGACCGAUGGGAGCGAUGUGGGGCGGAGCGGGGCGGAAAUCCCCACCGUCCCCAUUGCGGCCGCGGCACUUUGCAGGAUGAGGGGCAAGGAUGAGGAGUACGACUUCCUCUUCAAGGUGGUGCUCAUCGGGGACUCCGGAGUGGGGAAGAGCAACCUGCUGUCACGCUUCACACGCAAUGAGUUCAACCUGGAGAGCAAGAGCACCAUCGGGGUGGAGUUUGCUACCAGGAGCAUCCAAGUGGAUGGGAAGACGAUAAAGGCACAGAUCUGGGAUACUGCAGGGCAGGAGCGAUACCGUGCCAUUACUUCAGCGUAUUACCGCGGGGCGGUGGGAGCGCUGCUGGUCUACGACAUCGCCAAGUAUCUGACGUAUGAGAACAUCGAGCGCUGGCUGAAGGAGCUGAGGGAUCACGCAGACAACAACAUCGUCAUCAUGCUGGUGGGCAAUAAGAGCGACCUGCGCCACCUGAGGGCUGUGCCCACUGAUGAGGCCCGGAGCUUCGCAGAGAAGAACGGGCUCUCCUUCCUCGAGACGUCGGCUCUGGACUCCACCAACGUGGAGACGGCAUUCCACAACAUCCUCUCUGAGAUCUAUCGCAGCGCGGCACAGCGGCAGAUCGCGGCGCAGCCCGAGGCGCAGUUCGGCCCCAGCAGCGCCGUGGAGCCCAUCCGGGUGCUGCCCACGCAGGACGGCCGCCAGGCGCAGUGCUGUCAGAGCAUCUGAGCCUCUGCCGGGGGCAGCGCCUUCCUCACCUGCGGGACACGGCUGUGUCCACCUUCUGCCCAUGUUUAUGUGGGACCUACAGCGAGGGAAGGGAGAAGAGUCCCUAUUUUCUAUCCAUACUCAUGUAGGAGCUACACAAAAGGAAAGGGAGGAACAUCCCUGUGUUAUCCCUGUCUUUAUGCAGGACCUACACAAAAGGAGGGGAGGAGCAUCCCCACUUUGUCCCUGUCUUUAUGUAGGACCUACAGCAACGGAAGGGAAAAGCAUCCCUACUUUGUACCCAUAUUUAUGUAGGACCUACUGGUUCCUGCUGGUCGUUAAGGUCCCGGAGGCUCCUCCUGCUGGUCGGUGGCUCUGGAGGCUCUUUCUGGUCACUGCGGUCCUCGGGGCACCAUGUCAGCCCUGUGCCCACAUGGGAGCAUGAGGAGGAGGAGGAGGGUGGGAGGAAGAGCAGCGCAGCUGUGGCACCCAGGGCAAAAAGCAGCCAGAACCCCCCAAAAAACAGACAGACAGACGAGAGCAGACACCCGCUUUCUUAAGUAAUAAUACUUUAAUAAAAUUAAGUUCUUAAUGUAAUUUUAGCACAUUUAAUACAUUAACCCUUUCCCUUCUUUGUUUUCUACAAGUUGUGCAACAUCAUUAUUUUAAUUCUUUUUAAUUAUUAUUAUUUUUUUUCCUUCUCCCCUUAUACUAUAUGCCUCAAAACUCAGACAACGAGCCUACCUCUACUUCUAGCUUCGGUUAUACCUCUCUCAGGCCUUUAUUUUGCGUAACGCCGGAGAGAUGGGAAUACCUGGAUGGAACGCCAUCGGUUUCCAACAGUAACAAUCCCGACUACAGGCUUCCUAUGACAUUAAAAGAAAUGGUAAAUAAAAAAUAAAAUAAAACAAGGAAAACGCAACCUAAGGUAACGAGGAAUGGGUUGUAAGCAGAGGGGCAGCACCAUGGGGCAGGAGGGCGCACGGAGCUGCCGGAGAGCGGAUGCACAACGCAUGGGGUGGGCUCUGACCCUUCCGUGGUUGGGUGGUUGGGUUCAUUUCCCCCUUUUUUAAUGAUUCUUGAGCAGAAUUCGUAAGGAAGGAGGAAAAAGGAAAGAGGGCAGCACAGGAGGUGACACAGGACAGUGGCCCAGAAGCACUGCCACAGAGUGGGCUGCAUUCUGCCAUUGGCCGCCCAAAGGCCCGGUGCCUCCACUGGAGCGAUUUCCUUUCUUCCCCCCCGCCCAGCAGGAUGAUCCCAGGUCUCCCAUCAGUGUCACUCUCCUGGGGGUGACCCUCACUGUGCACUGCAGCUGCUGUAGGAUGCGACCCCCCCAAUCUGUACCCAAAUACCCAUAAAGUGCAUCCGCCCUCCGGCCCGGCACCGCUGCCCAAUGUCAAGCACUGACUUUUCUUCAAGUAUCAACCCCCCCCCCCAAAAAAAAAAUAACCAAAAAAACCCAAAA